GAAAUUUGGCGCAAGCGCAGAAAUGUGUGUACAAAUUUUGGUUUCUAACCAAGCAGAUGUAGGAUUUAUUUAAGCACAGCUGUGGCAUAGGUAAGCCGAGCCAUGCCAGGAAAGCUAGAGUUUCGUGUUGUCCAUGUGUCUGGCCAAGAUGAUGGUUUCAAGGCCACUGAACUGAAUACUCAUUCACCCACCACCAAGGGGUGGCAGUCUUCAAGAUUCUGCCUUUAUCCACAAGACAUGGUUUUACAGUUAGACAAGAAAUCUCGAAUGAGGAAACUUCAGAUUCUUGUUCAUCAGUACAACAUUGCCACAAAGAUAGAGUUUUAUGUUGGAGAUGUUCCAGAAGACACUCCUGUUACACUUCAGAAUGCUAGAUAUACACGCCUGGGGUAUGUCUGCAUGUCAGAUAACGAGAAAACGGGCUUCAAAGCCAGGGAGUUGAAGAGCGUGCACGUGGAUGCUGUCGGCUCCUUUCUUAAACUAGUCAUUCAUAAAAAUCAUGUCAACAAGCACAAUUUAUAUAAUCAGGUUGGCAUCAUAGCGGUGAAUGUGAUAGGAGAUGAGAUCAAAAAUAUUUAUGACCCAAGUAACUUGGAAGGAGAUCCGUACAUAGAUGAUCCCAGAUUGAAGCAGGACCCUGCCUUGGCUGGUUUACUGAAUAAGCCAGAUUAUAUCUCUCCACUGGACGAUCUGGCAUUUGACAUGUACCAGGAUCCUGAAGUGGCACAGAUUAUCAGGAAGCUUGAACGCAAGAAGCAAGAGGCUGUUCUAGAGGAAAGAUAUGACUUUGCCAAGAAGGUGAAGCAGGCAAUAACAGACCUACAAAAGGUGGGAGAAAAGUUAGGUAAGAUGGAAGUAGAAAAACGCCAGGCGGUGGAGAGCGAGGAUUACGACAAAGCCAAGUUAAAGAAGGUGCAGAUGGAUGAAUACAGGCUUCAGGUGUACAAACAGCUUCAACUCCACGAUCUGCUGGAAGUUUCAGGGUCAAAGCAUCCUCAGCCAGUGACCAUUGAACCUGUGAGGCAGCAAACUCCACCCCCAAAAUUGGAGCGACUGGAGAAAACACCAACCCCUCCCCCUCUCCCACCUCCAGAAAGCCGCUCGGGAAAGCUCCCCUAUGAUGAGAGACCUCUUCCAGCUUUAAAAAAAACACAAAGCCCCAGAGAUGUUGAAGACGAGGCUGAAGGAAGUGGCUCGCCCCCGCCAACUGCCAGACAGCCCCCUCCAGCAGAAUCGCCGCCUCCGCCAUUGGAUGAAAGUGGUGGCACUGGCGGAGGAACAGGGGGAGGAAUCACAGAAGGACCAGAAGAAAUGAGUGAAAAAGAUCUCCGCGAGGCCAGCAUUCUUAUUGACGUGUUUGGGCAGCCAUUGGCUGCCAAAGCCUAUUCCAAAACUUGGAGUUUCCGAGAAGAUGCCAUAAAUUCUGUCCAAAAGGAGCUGCGCGACCUACCUACCAGCUCUCCUAAAGAAGAGACCAGAAACAUGCUGCGGGCAGCCAUUUUUCUAGUUCAACGAGGGAUCAAGGAUAAAGUGCAAGCGGUAUUCAAGGCAGCCCUGAGUCUUCUGCGGUUUAUUCUCAAAGAUUUUAUUUCAUUGCACAAACUUGGCAAAUCAGAAACUUCUUAUGCUGUUGAAAAGACGCUUCCAGGCUUAAUACAAAGGAGCGGAGACACAGCUGCUAGAAUCAGGGAUGAAGCCAAAGCAUUUGUUUUAGACAUAGCACAAUACCCAGAUGUCAAGGCUACCCACCUUGUACCCAGUGAGUGUACAAAGCCAUUCAAGCCCUCAGCGGCGCCCCGCCUCUCACUCAGCAAGACAGAGAUAGUAGAGCAGCUUUACCGAGACUUAGGAUUGGAAAACAACGGCCUGACAGUUGACAACUUGAUGAAGUUUUGCGUGGCUGCUCUGCAGCACAAUAAUGGGGAGAUACGCCAUGUGGCCGAACGCAUCAUCAUAGACUUGUACAAGACAGUUGGUGCUCCCGUCAAAGACUUCCUGCCACCAGAUGAUGAUAAAACUAGGAAAAACACUCUCUACAGACAAAUAUUUGAGGCCUUUGAUAAGAUUGAUGGGAAGCCUUCGAAAGAGGAACUGAAGAGACAGAAAGCAGAGGAGGAAAAGAAGAAAGCAGCAGAAAUUGAAGCUCUCCAGGCUCAGUUAGCAGCUUUAAAAGAUCUCUCGAAAAGCAGUGGGCCUGCUGAAGAUACUGGGAAGGGUGGAACCAAUGUGAAGCUGCCUAACAAGCUUGGCGGAGACAUCAAUAUACAUAUCAGUGUUGUUCCCAAGGAUGAGAAAAAGAAGCCAAAGGGGGCGCCACAUGCCAAGCCCAAAGUCAAACCGCCACCCGAAGAGGAUGACACUUCAACACUCUUCCAGAUUGAUAAGACUUGUAUAUUUUGUGGAGAGAAAGAUGAAGCUUUCACUGAGGAAGGCUUAGAUGUCCACUACUGGAAGAGCUGUCCCAUGUUAAAACGUUGCACUGACUGCAAACAGGUUGUUGAAAUUGCCAGUUUUACAGAGCAUCAAAUAUCAGAGUGUGAGGCUAAGGGCAAUUUCUCCAAGUGCCCCAGAUGUACUGAGGCCAUUCCAAAUACAGAAUUUGAUCAACACAUCAAAGACAAAACUUGUAAUGCUGCGGUUGCUGACCAGAGUCACUGUCCCCUGUGUCAUGAAAAUAUCCCCCAGGGAGAGGAGGGCUGGAAGAACCAUCUCAUGGGAAAAGACGGCUGCAAGCACAACCCCAGGAGGCUGCAGGCUUUGAAUAAGGCAGGGAAACAAGCAGGGGGAGUAAAUAAAGGAAAGUCCAAACUUCCAAUGAGGGGGCGAGGAAGAGGGCGUGGUGGAAUACCCAAACGAUAACUCAUCUCUUUGACACCAGUGGGGUUUCACCAUAUUAACUUCUUGUUAAAUGUAAAAAAGGAGUUGUGUAUAUUGUGUCUACCAGGAGGAUUCCCUAAGGAGUCACAUUCAGGGUUGCCAGUAUUAUGGCAUUUGAAAUAUCUGUCUCUAUGUAUAUGUUGUAAAUCAUACCAGAAAAAAUUGAAAUAUUUAUUGCUAGUUAUGCAUUAGUAUACGUAUACUGGUGAAAAUGAUUAUUUGUUUUUCAGAAAAUAAUUAUAAACUUUAAAUCAAAGGCCAUCAAUUGAAUAUUAAGAUUUGUGAAUGAACUGGCAGUCCAAAAUGUUAUAUAUAAAUAUUGCGUGUACAUGCAUACACAAACACACACACGCAUGCACACACAAACUUUUUUAGAGAAAAAUCUCAUUAUAUUAUAUCAUAUAUUAUAUCAGGGAUGGGAUGUUUUUCCUUCUUGUGGAGGAUUUUAUCCCUUUUAGAUGGAACUUGAAGUUUAAAGGUAGAUUGGGUUUUUUGUUAGUGCUAUAGAAAACGGUGGGGUGGGGAGGGGAGGGUGGUUGUUUUGGCAGCAGAAUUUAGGAUACCCUGCUCUAUUUACUGAAGUAUCUAAAUCCAUAAGCUAAUAGGCAGAGAGUUACUGGUAAAUAUUAUCAUUACAAUUAUGUCUUGAUAUAUCUACUGAAGGUAUAAUCCACAUUUGAUUAAUACUUUCAGAUUUUAACUUUCAAAAAAAUUUGUUUUGAGAAGAAAUAUAACCAUUUCAUUUGGUUACAAUUUACAAAAAUUAUCAUAUUUAAAAGCAGCUACAUGUAACUCCAAAUGCCAUAGAGUUCUUUUGUAUGUCUCCAAGUGUCAUUUUUUGUUUUUGUCACUCUGUUUUGUUAUAUUCUGCCAUUUCAGUGGCAGAUAUGCUGCAAAUAAUGUUUUAAGUUCUUUGAGUGUUCCUGUGAGUAAGAUGCUGGCAUCACUUUUCCAAAGUGGUCAUUGGUUGUUGAACAAGUACAGGUGGUGGUGUCCAUGUCUUUUCAUAAAUGCAGUGACUAUUUUUUUUUUU
Molecule: messenger RNA, 3910 nt
Organism: Lingula anatina
Lineage: Eukaryota; Metazoa; Brachiopoda; Lingulata; Lingulida; Lingulidae
Product: centrosomal protein of 104 kDa
Cellular component (GO): cilium
Source: RefSeq, a predicted model, not a curated record